Messenger RNA from Musa acuminata subsp. malaccensis (wild Malaysian banana), 1578 nucleotides. Lineage: Eukaryota; Viridiplantae; Streptophyta; Magnoliopsida; Zingiberales; Musaceae. The record is from RefSeq and is a predicted model, not a curated record.
GUCUCUCAGCUGCUCCUUGAGAUCCACCAUCUGUCACUUUGAACAAUCAGAGCCUUUAUAUUUCUUUGUUCUUGGAGUUAUUCCAAAGACACUAGUCGUUCGGACUGUUCUCGUUCCCACCACUCAUAAAGCCUCAGAGUCCUUAUUCCACUGCCAUGGUUUGAUCCAAACAUGGAGGGCGAUGCAGGCGGACCUCGACGGCCAAACUUCCCUCUCCAGCUUCUCGAAAAGAAGGAAGCGAACUCAUACUCCACCUCGGGCUACGCCUCGUUCGCUAUCUCCCCAAACCCCGCUGCGGGAGGCAGCGGCCAUGAGCUCGUCGCUGAUCUCCCGAGAAAGCCGGCGCCUAAGCGGAGCUCCACCAAGGACCGGCACACCAAAGUCGAUGGCCGCGGCCGCCGCAUCAGGAUGCCCACCCUCUGCGCGGCCCGCGUGUUCCAGCUGACGCGCGAACUCGGCCACAAGUCGGACGGCCAGACCAUCGAGUGGCUCCUACAGCAGGCCGAGCCGGCUGUCAUCGCCGCCACCGGCAGUGGCACCAUCCCUGCCAAUUUCACAUCCCUCGGCAUCUCCCUACGACGCUCUGGCUCGAGCAUCUCCACUCCUCCUGACUUCAACACCACGACCACUCCACUCACUGACCAGCGCAUAUGGGACUACGUCGGCAGCUCGGACUUCUCCUCCGACUGGCGGUCGUCGUCGUCAUCAUCAUCAUCAUCAUCCGUUCUCCUAAACUUCAAUUCCGGUAGCGUUGGGCUCCACGCGUCAUCAGAUGCCAACAACGAAAACAUUACCAAGCGCUGGUGGGAAUCGGAGUUUCACCAUCAACAGCAGCAUCAGAUGGAAGAACAUAACCAGGCAAGCCACGGUCGGAUCCCAGGAACUGUGUGGAUGGUGACAAACCCUAACACACAAGGUAUGGUAGGUGGUGGGGGAAGCGAUAGCGAGCCAAUCUGGGCAUUCCCUCAGGUGGGCAGCAGCACCAUGUUUAGAGGACCUGGUUCCAGUGGGCUACAUUUCAUGAAGGCACCUACUUCCAUGGCUCUUCUGCCAAGCCGGGAGCUGGGUCUCCAUCCCGGUGGUAGUGGCGGUGGUGAGGGGCACAUGGGGAUCGUGGCAGCCCCAGACAGUACUUCUCGGCCACCGAACACCUCCCAAGCGAUGCGGUCGGGGCCACAAUAAGCACUCGGACGUCGAGCAGGCCCGGCGCGUAGCUCUCGAUCGGUCCUCCAACCUUGCAUGCAUUCAUGUCUUACGUCUUCAGAUCUAAUGGGGAAGACAACCGAUCGCACACUAGCAGGCUCACACAGAUUGAGGAGGCAAAACUCAUUUGACCGUGAUGGAAUUGAUCCUCGAUGAUCGAUGAUGAAGAUCCUCGAGGCCGAACCACUCUUCAACGCCUUCUUUUCUGCAACAAAAUCUUUGUCGGAAGCACCUCUCGAUAGGUCCCUGCAAGAUGGAUUUAUAUAGUAGUGAGAUUUAUUGACAAGCCUUUUUUAGAUGGGGAAAUCCUAAUCCCUUCUGUUUCGAUUGCUGUCAUCGUGAAUUCGUUCCAUUGUCAUUUGUCCUCUUCUACCA